Messenger RNA from Phyllotreta striolata, 1860 nucleotides. The record is from the annotation of a GenBank genome assembly. NCBI's taxonomy places the organism in Eukaryota, Metazoa, Arthropoda, Insecta, Coleoptera, Chrysomelidae.
AUACAAAGUGACGUUUUUCGUUUGAUAACCAUAGUUAAAAUAGCAAAAAAUAACAAUUAAUAAUGGAUUAUGAAUUCCCGAAGGAAUUCGAUUUAAUUGUUGUCGGGACGGGUGUAGUAGAAUCGAUAUUAUCAGCUGCUGCCAGUCGAGUGGGUAAAAGAGUGCUGCAGAUCGACGAAAAUGAUUAUUAUGGUGGACAAUGGGCCUCCUUCAGUCUGGAAUCUAUUAUAAAAUCCAAACACCACAAGAAAGAUUACGGCGGUAAUGAAUCAGAAACUAAUUUAUUAAGGUUCGGAAACGAUUUAGUGUCUCUGAAAAACAUAGCUCAUAAGUUUCAUAUGACUUCUAAUAACACCUUAGAAGAGGAAACGGAUAAGAUUGAAAACGAGGAACAACCAAAAGAGAAUAAAUGGACCGAAGAAAAUUUACUAAAACUCUCCAGGAAAUUCAACAUAGACCUUUACCCUAAACUGCAAUACGCCAGAGGAGAUUUCGUGGAAUUGCUAAUUUCUUCAAACAUUGCUCGUUACUGCGAAUAUCGAAGCGUAAGCCGAAUUCUCAUAUGGUUCAAUAACCGUUUGGAGUCCUUACCUUGCUCUAGAUCGGACGUUUUCGCCAACACCAAAGUUAGUGUAGUUGAAAAAAGAAUGCUAAUGAAACUCCUCACAUCUCUCAACGACAAAGAGAAGCACGUUCAGAAUUACGAAAACAAAACGUUCAAAGAAUUUCUAACAGAUAAGAAAUUGACACCUAACUUGAUACAUUAUGUGUUGUAUGGGAUUUCGUCUAGUUCCGAUGAUACUUCUUGUGAAGAUGGGAUAGAGAAAGCUAGAAGAUUUCUGAACAGUUUAGGACGUUUUGGAAACACUCCAUUUUUGUUUUCCUUAUACGGUAGUGGGGAAAUUCCGCAAGCUUUCUGCAGAUUAAGCGCAGUUUUCGGGGGUACGUUCGCCUUGGGACAGCAGAUACAAGGGUUUUCCAUCAGCGACGACAAAUUUAAAUCAGUAACUUUACAAUCUCAAACUGUCGAAGCAGAAAAGUUGGUAUUGAAUAUAGAAAAUCUACCGGCGAGAUUUAUUAAAUCUGAUAAAUUAGAAUACAUUUCCAGAUGCAUUUUGAUUACUGACCGAUCAGUAUUGGAUAGUGAAAAGGAACAUUUAUCAUUGAUAUUCUAUCCUCCAACGGAUGGUAAAUCAUUCACUACGGUAAUUGAGAUGGGAUUUCUCACAGGAACGUGCCCUAAUAACUUGUACUUAGUUCACUUAAUAGCCAAACAGAAUACUUCACCUCAAGAAGAUUUUCAACAUGUAAUCGAUAAAUUAUUUGCCAGCCAUGUGGAAGAAACUAGCCAAGAGAAACCUUCAAUUUUAUGGUCGUAUUAUUUUUCAAUGCCUGAGACUAACGACAUAAUUUUAAGUGAUGAUUUACCUAACAAUAUAUUUGUUUGUCCUGGCCCAGAGAUCGAUUUAGAUUACGAUACAUCAGUGGAUAAGGCAAAGCUAUUGUUUGAAAAGAUGUACCCAGAUUUGGAAUUUCUACCGAGGGCUCCUGAUCCGGAAGAAAUAAUUAUAGGUGAUGAUAAUGAAGAAGAAGAAAGCACAGACAUUAAUGAAGAAGACCAUGAUAAAGUAAUCAAUGUAGAACAAGAAGAUAAAGAAAAUGUAAUUAGUGCAGAACAAGAAGAUAAAGUAAACGUAAUUAGUGCAGAACAAGAAGAUAAAGUAGACCAACAAUAAGUGUAUUAUUUAAUUGUCCUAUUUUUUUAUAUAUUUAUUGAAUGUUGUUUUACUUUAGAUGUUUUAUAUAAUUAUUUCUAGUUGGUAAAUAUUUAAUAAAAUAAAUGUUUAUUAUAAAUGUAUU